Molecule: messenger RNA, 2235 nt
Organism: Pristis pectinata (smalltooth sawfish)
Lineage: Eukaryota; Metazoa; Chordata; Chondrichthyes; Rhinopristiformes; Pristidae
Gene: mbd2
Product: methyl-CpG binding domain protein 2
Exons: 8
Coding region: 273-1082 (269 amino acids)
Molecular function (GO): DNA binding
Source: RefSeq, a predicted model, not a curated record
UUGCCAAUGCACUACUUUUGCAAUUGCUUGCGGAAGGGUCGGCGGCGGUUGCUAGGAGCGCUGUGGCACCGCUGGCUCCGGUGGGAGGGACGGCCGUAUGGUGGAGCUGAUUGAAGCGGAGGAGAGAGGGUCCCAGCGCGGAGUGGCAGCGGAGAGAGGGUCCCAGCGCGGAGCGGCAGCGGAGAGAGGGUCCCAGCGCGGAGCGGCGGAGGAGAGAGGGUCCCAGCGCGGAGCGGCGGCGGAGGGAAGGCCCAGCGCGGAACGCCGCCACCAUGGAGAGGAAGCGAACGAUCUGCCCGUGUCUGCCCCCCGGGUGGAAGAAGGAGGAGGUGAUCCGGAAAUCGGGGCUCAGCGCCGGCAAGAGCGACGUUUAUUAUUACAGCCCAAGUGGUAAGAAGUUCAGGAGUAAACCUCAGCUGGCUCGAUAUCUGGGAAACAGUAUCGACCUCAAUAGCUUUGACUUUCGGACCGGGAAGAUGAUGCCCAAUAAACUACAGAGGAAUAAACAGCGUCUUCGGAAUGAAGCAAUAAAUCAAUCAAAGGGCAAGUUGGAUUUGAACACAUCCCUGCCAAUAAGACAGACUGCAUCCAUUUUCAAGCAGCCAGUAACUAAAGUUACAGAUCAUCCCAAUAACAAAGUUAAAACAGAGCUGCAGAAAGUAAUAGAGCAACCACGGCAACUUUUCUGGGAGAAAAGACUCCAAGGUUUGAGUGCAUGUGACAUUGCUGAACAGAUCAUUAAAUCAGUAGAACUUCCCAAAGGGUUGCAAGGUAUUGGUCCUGGCAACACAAAUGAAGCAUUAUUGUCUGCAAUAGCAAGUGCCUUACACACCAGUUCUGGACCCAUUACAGGACAACAGUCUGCAGCUGUAGAGAAAAAUCCAGCAGUUUGGCUCAAUGUUUACCAGCCAAUGUGCAGAGCAUUUGUUGUCACAGAUAAGGAUAUCAGGAAACAAGAAGAACGAGUACAGCAAGUGCGAAAAAAACUGGAGGAAGCUCUAAUGGCAGAUGAGUUAGCACGAGCAGAGGAAGUCACAGAAGAAGGACGUGUGGAACAAGAGCAACCUGAUGCACAAGGGUAAUUACAUUCCAUUUGCACUCAAAAAUCUCAAGCCCAUUUAAUUCAAGGCUAUGUGCAAGCACGUAGGAUUGAAAGAAAUUAGUGCAACUUGGGCAAGAACAUCAAGAAUUCCAUUGAAAAAGGAUCAAUGUACUACUUGGAUCUUUUAUUAUAUUUUUAAAAGGGUGGAAAUGGACAGAGAGGCAGUAAGGUUUCUGUAGCCACUUUAUUGUUGAUUUCACUGAAAUGUGUGGAUAAUUAUAGCCUCUACCUUUUUCACUACCAUCAUGUUGAAAAGGGCAGAAUAUUCUCACUUCUGUGCAUUGAAUUCUGGAAAGAAUUGUGCCCAGUCCUUUUAUUUUUACAGAACUUUGAAGCCUUCCACGAACCAUUAUCGACAGAAAACAGUUCCAGUUUUUAUGUACAGGAAUUGAUAUCUUUGAUUUCAAUUGUUGGCCCACUGGAGCAGUUUAAGCAGCAUGAGUGACUUAUAAAGAAGAAAUGUUGCAGCUUGAAUACAUACUUGCAGCCUUCACUUUCUGAAUUGCAUUUGUUCUUUCAUCCCUCCCUUUAUCUUUCCUCUUCUCAUAUCCAACUAAUCCUCUGAACCAUCAGUGCUACCCCUUUCACCCCCUACAACACCCCAACCACUACCAUUACUGGGUAGGUAGCUAAUAUUACCAUCUCGUGAAUGACAUGAUCUAGCAACAUAACUUGGAACAAGCAAACCUUUGGAUCACAGUGUGGACAGACAAUUCAUUCUGUUAUUUUCAUAAAGAAAGACAAGGUGUUCCCCAAUGGUGGAAAACGUAGUGUUAUAAGGCUGAAUUCAAUGUGAUAACUCUUUUGGGCAUCAGAUUAUGUUUAAAAAUUGAAAUAUGUGAUAAAUAUAUUUUUAAAGUUAGGUCCUUUUUUUCUUUGGUUAAUAAUAUCUUUGUAAAAGUAAUUGGAUUCUGUGACACUGUGCAAUGUAACAUGCUCUUCUAGAUACCAGAAAUAUUUUUUGUGCUGUAUAUAAGUAAUUUGUCCAUUUAUCAUGUGGCCUAGGAUUUGAUAACCUAUGGCUUUAUUACUGAGUAAAGCAAAAAGGGUAUAUAUAUAUUUAAAAAAUAUAUAAUUAUUUACUGAAAGCACCUGUACAAUCUAUUAUGACAAAAUAAAGGAAUUGGUUUACA